Molecule: messenger RNA, 2597 nt
Organism: Apis laboriosa (Himalayan honeybee)
Lineage: Eukaryota; Metazoa; Arthropoda; Insecta; Hymenoptera; Apidae
Product: ABC transporter G family member 20-like
Exons: 15
Coding region: 516-2597 (693 amino acids)
Cellular component (GO): membrane
Molecular function (GO): ATP binding; ABC-type transporter activity; ATP hydrolysis activity
Source: RefSeq, a predicted model, not a curated record
UGGAAAUGUGUUUUAAUAUAUUGUUAAUAUUUUUUGAUUCUUUAAAAAUUUGAUAACCAUCAAUAAUUUUGUUCAUUUUAAACUAUCAUUAUUAUCGUCAUCGAUUAUGUUUCACGAAUUAUUGAUAUAUAUGUUUUAAUGCAAUUCGCGCGCAAAAAGUUACUCGAGAGAAAAGGUUAGAUUCGUGAAGCAAAGAGAAAAGUGUUCGGUGAAGAAAUUCGAGAAAGUUGUACUUACAAAGAGAAAUAUUCGAAAAAUAAGAAGCAAAGAAAAAUUAAUUGUGACUCUAGUGAAUCUUAUGAUCUCUAUUGUUGAUUAGAUAUUAGAUAUUUUUUAAUAUAAUUUUAUUCAUUAUUUUUGUGUUCAUAACAUUGAUAUAAUAUAAACAUACCAAAAUAAUUGAUCAUUUUUGAUUUUUAUAACAAAUAAUAAAACUUUAGUGUAUCUAAAAUAGAGAAUUCAAUUGUUUACGUUCGAGAAUUAAUCAUCUUUAGUGAGAUUGUGUUCAAUUGUAUAUGGUGAAAAGCAAAAUGGUGCAAUAUGCGAUAAUUGUAAAAAAUGCUAGAAAAGCAUAUGGAGAGAAGGCAGUUAUUUUAAACAACUUGAAUCUUUCUGUUCCUUCGAACACAAUAUAUGGUUUACUAGGCGCCAGUGGUUGUGGCAAAAGUACUCUACUUUCUUGCAUAGUUGGCGUCAAAAAAUUAGACAGUGGUCAAAUUACGGUACUUGGUGGUGAACCUGGAAGUAAAAGUUCCGGAAUCCCAGGACCUCGUGUUGGUUAUAUGCCUCAGGAUAUUGCAUUGGUCGAUGAAUUUUCUGCAAUAAAUUCCUUUCAUUUUUUUGGAAGAAUCAAUGGCCUAGGAAGUGAAGAAAUUGAAAAUAGAUUUUUGGAAUUGAAGGAUUUACUUCAGUUACCACCAAGGGAUCGUUUAAUAAAACAGAUGAGUGGUGGUCAACAAAGAAGGGUAUCGCUUGGCGUAGCUCUGCUUCACAAGCCAGAAUUAUUAAUACUUGAUGAGCCCACUGUAGGUUUAGAUCCACUUCUAUGUGAAAAUAUCUGGAAUCAUUUAGUGGAAAUCACGAAAAUGGGUACUACUGUGAUAAUAACUACGCAUUAUGUCGAAGAAACAAAACAAUCAAAUACGAUUGGAUUACUGAGAGGUGGACAAUUGUUAGCUCAAUCAUCACCGACUGAAUUAUUGACGCGAUUUCAAACCGAUUCAUUGGAGGAAGCUUUCUUGACUUUGAGCCAACAGCAAUCACAAAAUCCACAUUCAAGUUUCGAGCAAUCUACGAUACAGCCUAUAGAAGAAAUGCAUGAAGUGAUGACCUUUUCGGGAAAUCCUGAGUUUAAACGAAUUUUAAAAAGCAGUUGGCAAUCAAGGAUGUACGCUUUACUACUUAAGAAUAUAUUUCAAUUUAUACGUAAUCCAGGAGGAAUCUUAUUUGCGUUAUUAUUACCAAUGAUACAAAUAAUAACAUUUUUCAAUGGAAUUGGUGGAGAUCCGAAAGAUUUAAAGAUAUUUAUCAUAAAUGAAGAAGCAGGAAAUUGUGAUGGUGGAAGAAUUCUAGGAAAUAUUAUGUACGAUGAUUAUGAAAAAAAUUGCUAUUUUACUGAUAUUAGCUGUAGAUUUAUAAAAGGAAUAAAUAAUACUGUUUUAGAGAAGAUGUUUUACGAAAACUAUACACAAGCGGAGUUGGAAAUUUCAGAUUUUUCAAGCGUCGGAAUAAUGCAUUUCGAAAAGAAUUUUUCUCUUGCUUUGGAAGAAAGGAUAAAAGAUCCUUUAAAUAUGCCUGAUAAUUUAAUUUCCGUCUCUCAGAUUCAUGUUGGCCUAUAUAAUCCAAAUAGACAAAUUAAUUUAUUUGCACAACGAAAACUAUACGAUGAUUUUCUCACAGAGUACCAGAAUAUAUUAAAAGAGUGUGGAAUUGAAAAGAAAUAUGGCAAAGCACCUAUUAAGUUUGAAAAUCCUGUUUAUGGUACGCUGGAACCACAUUAUGAACUUUUUGUUUUUCCAACUUAUAUACUAAUAAUGUUACACAUUGUGGCAACAGCCUAUUCUUCAACUAUAAUUAUAAGUGAUCGUCAUUCUGGCGUUUGGAAUAGAAUCUUAGUACAAGGUGUUAAAACGGCAGAGGUUCUCUUUACCCAUAUGAUAUGGCAAUGUUUUAUAAUUAUACUUCAAGUCACAUUCAUGUUAUUACUCACUUUUUUGGAAUACGAUACACAUUGCGAAGGAUCAAUAAUUGUCGUUAUUUUCAUGACUCUAUUCGCAGGAAUUGCUGGAAUGGCAGCUGGUUUCUUUAUAUCAGUGGUAACUAAUAAUCAAUCUUUGGCCUGCUACAUGUCAGUAGGGACAACUUAUCCAUUAACACUCCUUAGUGGACUAAUAUGGCCGAUUGAAGCAAUGCCAAUAGGUCUUCGGUGGUUUGGAUUAAGUAUGCCUGUGACAAUGCCAGGAAUAUCAUUAAGGAAAGUUAUGCAAAAAGGAAUUUCUAUUGAUAAACCAGAAAUAUUCACAGGAUUUUUUGUGAUUAUUGGAUGGAUUUUGGGUCUUUUAACGUUUUCCUUAUUUUUAUUAAAAAAAAAGAUGUAA